UUCGCCGUUAUAAUUUGGGACUCUUGGAACGGAUGCUAACGUUUUGUUGGCUUCUAGUUUUCGUUUAUUGUACAUUUUAUUAAUAUCCACAAGUCAAAGAUUCAAAUGUGUGAUAUCUCUCGCUUGUACUUUAACGAGCUGGAAAGGAAACGGUCAUAUCCGAGCUGCUUGGUAACGGAUCAACUGCUUGACGACGACGACGCCAGGGCAUUUAAAUCUCAGCCUGUCCGCCGACGUAGCAGUUUUUGAGGUAACUCACUGGAUCUUAUUCGAUUGGUUCUUCCAGAAGAGCGCCUAACGUUUCUCUGAGUGGAGUUCACGUGUGUUCCUGGUGCUCUGUGCCCGUCCUAAACGGUAACCCGCUUCGGUGAGAACCGUGACCCCCGUCACCAUGCCUCGUCCUGGGCUGCGAUGUCUGACUCCCUCAGUGAUGCCGAAGUGAACCAGGCUCCCACCACGGAGCUCAAACGUCCCUUAGCCCAUGACUCCCUCGGUGGUGCCGAAGUGAAUCAGGCUCCCACCACGGAGGAGAGACCUCCCUUAGCCCAUGACUCCCUCGGUAGUGCCGAAGUGAACAAUGCUUCCACCACGGAGGAGAGACCUCCCUUAGCCCAGAAGGCUCUGGCGGAGGGUUACGCCCGACUCCGGUACCGGGACACCUCGCUGCUGAUCUGGCAGCAGCAGCAGACGGAGCUGGAGGGCGGCCCUCCGGCCAACUACCUGAGCCGCAGUCAGUCCGCCUGGUACAGCAGCCACGGGAACCAGGCCGUGGUGGUCCGCGACAGGAAAACCUUAGGGAACGGGGUCGUUCCCACGGAGGGCAGCAGGUCCAAGAUCUGUCUCAUCAUGUAGUCUAACAUGCCCAGGACGAUGCCGAUCUUUCCAACCUAUCAAUUAUUCAGAAGCCUGGUGUUUGUGGAUGUACUCGUAUUCAUGAACUUCGAGGAUGGGGUGGCGGAAACAGUCGUCAGAUCGAGAAGACACCUGUCCCGGGCCGGUUGUCAUGGUAACAAUAACACGCGGCAGCGGCAGUCAAUCAGGCUGAAGAUUUAUAUAGGAUCCACCUUUCAUUUAACACGUCGCAAAGCUCUACUAGUAUUAAUCAAACACCACCUUUCAUGGUGCGACUGUCGAUGGCGGUUGAAUAUGAAUUCUCCAAUAAAUUAAUUUAUUCAUGUGAUCUUCGUAAUCAAAACCAUUUGUUUUUAUGUGUGCAAAAGGGAGCGAGACUGUGGUAGGUUUAUGUGUUUAUUUAUGAAAACAAAGAAACUCAGAAAAUAAGGAUCCCAUAUAAGUAAUUACAUCAAAUAUUGGACUAGUUGGUUUUGCGUGUCUGUCUCUACUCUAGCGAGCGGAGCGUCCCUCUAAGCGUACGGCUACUUUACAGUGCUCAAAACAGACAGAAGAAACGUACAGCCGGAGUGCAUGCAAAUACACAAAACUUUUUUUCAGCUUUCUUAUUAAAAUACAAAAAUUAGCUAUUAUCAUAGUCAUCGCUCGACCGACCAUCAACUAAAAACAAAGGUGAAUAUGCAGGGAAGGGACUUUUUUUUUUAAAGGGGGAGAGGAUGGGGUGUUAGUGUCUGCACGUGUCUGGCAAGUCUGAUGACAGCCCAUAAUAAUCCUGACCAGCUCUGGUUUCCACAACAACACAGGACAGAGCAUCCACAGAUUCCCUCUUACACAGAGGUCAAAGGGUAACCCAAGGACUUCUAGCCCCAACACAAAGACAUACAGGCCGAGGGUGGUAGAGAUGAGAUGAUUUGAUCGGCUAGCACUGCAUCGAUGCAGGAAACAGGAGGGAGUUGUGGGUAAUGCAGACCAAAUCCGAGGCAGCUCACUGUUUCCAUGACAGCAGAUACAAGGGGCAAUGUGUGGGCCUUGGAAAAAAUCAUAGCCUAGCCCGACUGCACGCAUACCAACCAAACACACACACAUACACAACCUGUGUUGCACGGGCACAGCUCUGCCAAUAAGAGCAGUUUAUUUCCAACAAGCUGAAAUUGCGAUGCGGCCUUGGUGAGGCACACACACACACACACGUGCCCCCAAGAGGAUUCUGAUGAAGGCGCUCCCGAGGACCCCGCCGUCGUGUGGAGGAGCCGCGAGGAGGCCUGCGGGACGGGCGUAGGAAGGAGGACAGGGGGUGCGGACACACCCCUUCCUGUGAUGUUGCCACCCUGUGGUGAGUCUGUUUGCUCAUGUGACAACCUACUGCUGGCUCUGGAAUGUUUUCAGAGGUCUGGGCAGGCCAUCCCAGUAGGAGAGAGGAAGAAAAAAAAAAUCUUGGUUUCCACAGCAACAAGGUUCAGUGUUCCUCGAAGGGCAAUUCAUGAUGGGAAGAAAAAAUAACAAAAAGGAAAGACCACCACCCCCACCCCCCCUUUCCCUCAGUCAGACAGUCAGUCAACAGGUCGGUAGGUCAUGUCGCAUCGAGGAGAGCUCCUUCCUCUAUGUCCGUCUUUCUCGCUCUGUCCUGCACGUCUGGUCGGGUGUGUCCGUCUGUCUGUCUGUCUAGGUUUCAAUAAAAGACACUAGGAACUAAAAACAGCUCAGCCUAUUUACACAGUCUCCCAAUCUGGCCACAUAUGUAUUUGUGUGUCUGCAUAUCUGCAUGUGUCUGUGUGUGCGUGUUAAUAUAUAUAUAUGUAUUUCUGUAUGUGUGUGGUCUUUUUACAGUAUAAAACUUAGCAUUAGAAUGCACGUGUGGGUGUGUGUGUGUGUGUUUGAUUUGUGUGUGCUUUCAGUCAGAGUCUGAGGAAGAGGAGGUGCCUGUCGAGGAGCUGUCAUCCGAGGACGAAGAGGAGCUGCCACUCAAACGGCUAGCCCCGCCCCCCGAUGCCCCGCCCCCAGCUGCCUUCUCUGAAAGAGAGGGAGAAACAGAAGCAGUGUCAAUACAACCAUACCGUGUUGACUAGGAUCUGUUAGGGAUGGGCAUUUCAAAUAAUAAUACUAAUUAUUAAUAAUAAUACUAUUUCGCAAAGAAUAAUUAUUAAGCAUCAAAUUUUUACUUUCAUGAUAGAGUAAUGAAAUAAGACUGAUUGAUUUCAUCAAAAUACAUCCACGCUACUCUUUCUAGUUGCCAUAUUUAUCUACUGAUGCAAACCUCCAUAACAACCGCCUACCAAAACAUUUUUUGGGGAUUUUACUAUAUUGGAGCUUUUGGGCAACGAAUAGUGCCGUCCAAAUUCAGUACUUGGGUAUUGAUCCACAUUCCUAGGAUUUACACACACACACACACCCCAACACACACAUACGAGGAGGCCCUUACGCAGUAGCUUCUUCUGCUUGCGCUGCAGACAGGACUUGACGUAGCGCUCCAGCUCUCGGAGCGUCGACGGCUUGAGCGUCUCGAAGUCGAUCUCGAUCUCGUCGGGGUUUGAGUCCCGCAGCGAGGGCUCUCUGGACUGGAUGAUGUGCACCACGCGGCCCAGCUUCUCCCCAGGAAGACGGUUGAUGUCCAAGCUCAGCUGUCGCUUCUCGUCGUAGGACAUGGGCAGCGAUGGCUCCUCCCCCUCCUCUCCAUUGGCUGGGCCGCCCGCCUUGGACCCCUUCUUGGGUUGCCUUGAGGGAGGGAUUCUCAUUGGUCAGAUGCUGAAGGCGCUCAAUACAACAGUAGAGGAGAGUCUGCAUUCAUCGUUUCUCGGAAGGUGCUCAUACCUGGUGGCAGUCACCGUGCUGUUGGCUUUCCUGGUCGGAGCUUUCUUCUGAUUGGCUGGUUUGGCCUGCUGGGCGGCGGCCUUGGGUUUCUUCUCCUCUUCUGGCUUUCCCUUGUUCACCUUAUCCUUCUCUUUCUUCUUGUCUUUGUCCUUCUUCUCUUUCUUCUUCUUUGGUUUGCUGACGGGAGCUUGGGACAGGACGGCGAGCUGCUCGUGGACUGCCUUUAACUGAAAGGAAAUCAGAGAAACACAAACACCAACCAACCCUUUAACGGCAUACCCUUUAGCAACACUCCCUGAGCUAGCUGCAUCCACUCCCUCCUGCUCACCAACUGCCUGG
Molecule: messenger RNA, 3999 nt
Organism: Gadus chalcogrammus (walleye pollock)
Lineage: Eukaryota; Metazoa; Chordata; Actinopteri; Gadiformes; Gadidae
Exons: 1
Coding region: 412-852 (146 amino acids)
Source: RefSeq, a predicted model, not a curated record